Molecule: messenger RNA, 1529 nt
Organism: Saccoglossus kowalevskii
Lineage: Eukaryota; Metazoa; Hemichordata; Enteropneusta; Harrimaniidae
Product: mitochondrial fission 1 protein-like
Biological process (GO): autophagy of mitochondrion; mitochondrial fragmentation involved in apoptotic process; mitochondrial fission
Cellular component (GO): peroxisomal membrane; mitochondrial outer membrane
Molecular function (GO): protein binding
Source: RefSeq, a predicted model, not a curated record
AUGGAGACCGUCGUAGAGGAAAUCGUGCCACCCGAAGAUUUGAAGAAAUUUGAGAGGCUUUACAAUAAAGAGGCUGUUGAGGGAAAAGUGAGCUCCAAGACAACAUUUGAAUAUGCUUGGUGUCUCAUUAGAAGUCGUUAUCUUCGUGAUAUGCAGAAGGGAGUUAUCCUUCUUGAAGAUCUCUAUGUUCAUGGAGACGAUGAAUCACAAAGAGAUUACCUAUUUUAUUUGGCCAUAGGAAAUUACAGACUUAAGGAGUAUACAAAGGCACUGAAUUACAUUAGAGCUAUACUAAAAAAUGAACCCAAGAAUCAUCAAGCUUUGGAAUUAGAAAAACUUAUUAAAAAGAAAAUGAACAGAGAAGGCUUGAUGGGUAUGGCAAUUGUUGGAGGAGCAGCAUUAGCACUUGGUAGUCUGGUUGGCCUUGGUGUGGCAUUAGCAAAGAAAUCAUGAUACUGAUGCUGAUGUAUAUAGUCCUUUACUUAUUUAUGUUUUCCAGAUAGAAUUCUAUCUACUUCUUGCCAGAAUUGGACUAUCAUUUUUGUUUUUUGUCUUUUCGUUUUGUUUAUUGUUCUAUUUAAGAUUUUAGUCGUUAUUCUGCAAGCUUUUCACAUAUAAUAAUUGUUAUGUGUUAGUAUUGAUUGCAGAUCAAGUUGUUUGCCACUGUUAAUGGUCAGAUAUUAUUUACAUUAUCACCUCUGAGUAUUCUAAGUUAACCUACCUAUAGAUGAAUAUAGUAAAACUAGACAUACAUAUAUUAUGUUAUGUACAAACAAUGAAUACUGUAAACAAUACGAGAUAAACUACAAUAGGAUAACUAUAUGUAUAGCAAUGGGUCACAACAUGUAUCUGAUGUGCUUAUUGUGAUCUGCCACAACUAUUUCCAGAGAAUCAGAUUUUUAAGGUAAGGGGAACGUCACCUGUGCAAGGGAUCAUAACAAUGUAUGCUAAAAUCAUAAUCAGAUUUUUAAGCUUUGUCAUUAUAAUAAAAUCACUGUUAAAGUCGUAUAAUCGGUGCCUUGGGCCACAGUCUUCUAGCAUUGUUAAUAUAAUAGGAGAUUCUGUAAGUCUGAAAUCAAUUAAGAUGUUACUGUUGUUUAUUUUGGGAAUUAUCAACAAUGAAACAAGACUGGAAUUUGAAUAAUCUAGAGUGACAGCUAUAUUGUUUAGUUGACCUUACAUGAACUUGUUAAUUAUGCAGCAACAGAUUUUGUUCGUGUGCUCCUAAAAACACAUCUUGCACAAUUUCAACAUACUGUAAAAUACUUUAUUUUUGCUGGGAAUUAAUUUUCGCUGUUUUCGCUAAAGCAAUGAUUCACUGAAGAUGUAUAUUUCACAUUCUUCAGCACUUUUAAGCAAUGAGAAUUAGGAAAGCAGAGAUGAAGCUAUCCUUACUAGAAAUGAUCUACAAUGCUAAUUAUAUAGGGCAGUUUGUUUAAAUUCAGAUUCUGCUCAACAUUGUUAUAUGUUACUAUUAUAAAUUUGGGUUUGGAAGUUAUUUUCUGAAAAUAAAUUAUAUAAUACUUAAC